AUGGUCUCGUGUCCCAUCUGCAGCAAGUCGGUCUCCAGCUUGAAGAUCAACGAUCACAUCGACUCCGAUUGUCAGAGCUUCGUCGACGAGCCAAGCUCAAGCGCAGAACCCCCCGCCUCUCAAAAAGCCCCUGUUCCUACCUUUUUCCAACCAGCCUCGGCUCGCAAGGCUUCUGUUCAGGGCACUGGAGCACGAGAACCCACGACGGAUUCCUCCCCGCUGCGCAAUGUCCACGGCAAGCGGACGGUCCCGCCAGCAGCAGCAGCAGCCGAGGUCUCGGGGAAUGCGAACGACAACCCAGGAAAUCACGAGCUACCGUCGGAGCCCAAGCGUCCCAAGAUGCACGCUUUUCAGAAAGUCGCACCGCUGCCGGAGCGGAUGCGCCCGCGAACACUCGAUGAGGUCUGUGGCCAGGAACUCGUAGGCCCAACGGGCGUGCUGCGGGGGCUGAUUGAGCAGGAUCGCGUGCCCAGCAUGGUGCUCUGGGGAGGCCCCGGCACAGGCAAGACCACCAUCGCCCGAGUCAUUGCCUCCAUGGUGGGGAGUCGAUUCGUGGAGAUCAACAGCACCAGCAGUGGAGUCGCGGAGUGCAAGAAGAUCUUCGCCGAGGCGCGAAGUGAGCUUGGUCUGACGGGUCGAAAGACUAUCAUCUUUUGUGAUGAGAUCCACCGUUUCUCCAAGUCGCAGCAGGAUGUCUUUUUAGGGCCCGUGGAAAGUGGACAAGUGACGCUCAUUGGCGCCACGACAGAAAACCCCUCCUUCAAAGUGCAGAGUGCAUUGCUAUCUCGAUGCCGGACAUUCACGCUCUCCAAGCUCACGGAUGACGAUAUCAAGUCGAUCCUCCAGCGCGCACUCCGCGUCGAAGGGCCCAGCUACUCGCCUACGGAACUGGUGGAUGAUGAAUUGAUCGACUACCUGGCGCGAUUUUCGGACGGGGAUGCACGGACGUCGCUCAAUCUUCUGGAGCUGGCGAUGGACCUUUCGAAGCGUCCGGGCAUCACCAAAGAUGAGAUCAAGCGGUCCCUCACCAAAACGCUGGUGUAUGACCGGGCGGGCGACCAGCACUACGACACCAUCUCUGCAUUCCACAAAUCCAUCCGAGGGAGCGACCCCGAUGCGGCGCUUUACUAUCUCGCGCGGAUGAUCCAGUCGGGCGAAGACCCUCUGUACAUCGCACGACGUUUGAUUGUGGUGGCCUCGGAGGAUAUCGGACUGGCCGACAACAGCAUGCUUACACUUGCCAUUUCCACUCACUCGGCCGUGGAGAAGAUUGGUCUCCCCGAGGCGCGGAUUAACCUGGCGCAUGCCACGGUGGCAAUGGCCCUGUCGAAGAAGAGUACCCGUUCCUAUCGAGGCCUCAACAAUGCCUUUGCGGCUCUGGCCGAGCCAGGAGUCGCCGGGCUACCCAUUCCGAUCCACCUGCGCAAUGCGCCGACUCGGUUGAUGAAGGAGCUUGGGUACGGGAAAGAGUACAAGUACAAUCCGAACUAUGUGGAUGGAGAAGUGGUUCAAGACUACCUCCCUGGACCGCUUCAAGGGCGAAAGUUUCUGGAGGAACUAGACUUGGGAAGUCAAGUUGAUCCAGAUCUGAUGAGUCCAUCUUCGCAACAACAACAACAAAACCUCACAAUGGCAUCCUCCGGCCAACCCUUCGGCUCCCGCUCCUACGCGGCAGGCAAGCUCCCCGACCGCUCGCUCAACGCCGCCAACGCGCUCCCCUUCAGCGCAUCCUCCUUCACGCGCCAUCGCGGCCUAACGGGGGGGAUCCCUUCCGGCGGCGGCGGCGGCGCCGCAGGAGGGGGGGACUUUGGGAGCGACCUGAACAAAGCCAGCCACCACCAAGCGCACACCCACCAAGGACCUGGGGUAGGAAUAGGAGGAGGAGGAGGAAUAGGCGGCUCCGCUCCACCGCCGCCGCCGCUUCACUCGCAGGGCGCCCACGGGCCUUCCUCCGCACAAGACACGACGACGAACCCAUUGAGUCGAUUAACCGAGGAACAACGUGAAGAGAUCAACGAAGCUUUCACCCUCUUCGACCUCGAUCGAGACCGUCACCUCGAUUACCAUGAACUCCGCGUCGCCUUUCGAGCCCUAGGCUUCUCCCUCCCCAAACAAGAACUCAUCUCCCUCUUAACCACCUACGGCGUCCCCCGUCCACAAGUCCAACAACAACAAGCAGCCCAGCAACAACAACAACAGCAGCAACAACAACAGCAGCAACCACCGCAACCCCUCCAGAAAUCCGCCAAUCACAACAACCCGCAACACCCCUCUAACCUCCUCAUGCCCCUCUCCGCCUUCCAGGCCGUCACCGCCCUCAAGAUCCUCGAGCGCGACCCGCGCGACGAGAUCUUGCGCGCCUUCGAGCUCUUCGACGAAGGCGGGAAGGGGUACAUCGAUCUCGAGGAUCUGCGGCGCGUCGCCCGCGAGCUGGGCGAGACGGGGCUCGAGGAGGAGGAGCUGCGCGCCAUGAUUGAGGAGUUUGAUCUGGAGGGGGUGGGCGGUGUGACCAAGGAGGCGUUUGUGAGUAUUUGUUGGCAGUGA
This is a messenger RNA of Aspergillus saccharolyticus JOP 1030-1, 2544 nucleotides long. Its product is annotated as ssDNA-dependent ATPase MGS1. Gene Ontology annotation, biological process: DNA repair; regulation of DNA repair; DNA-templated DNA replication. Gene Ontology annotation, cellular component: nucleus. Lineage: Eukaryota; Fungi; Ascomycota; Eurotiomycetes; Eurotiales; Aspergillaceae. The record is from RefSeq and is a predicted model, not a curated record. Gene Ontology annotation, molecular function: single-stranded DNA helicase activity; enzyme activator activity; ATP binding. Bases 1 to 2544 code for a protein of 847 amino acids. The transcript is spliced from 4 exons.